Molecule: messenger RNA, 4227 nt
Organism: Astyanax mexicanus (Mexican tetra)
Lineage: Eukaryota; Metazoa; Chordata; Actinopteri; Characiformes; Acestrorhamphidae
Product: zinc finger protein 239-like
Exons: 5
Coding region: 217-1104 (295 amino acids)
Biological process (GO): regulation of transcription by RNA polymerase II
Molecular function (GO): RNA polymerase II cis-regulatory region sequence-specific DNA binding; DNA-binding transcription factor activity, RNA polymerase II-specific
Source: RefSeq, a predicted model, not a curated record
AUGAGGCUGAGCUUCCGGGGUCUGUAGCUGGAGCGCCGGAGGAAGAGCAGGAUCAGCUGAACUACAGAAGAAAUGAAAAUGUUCUCCUAAAAUUCAUCACCAACAAAAAGGAUAUUUAACUAAGAGGAAUGUUAAACUGCUGAAAGAGGUGAAGCACAAGCCAUCCUGAAGAAUCUCCAGAACACGCAGAAAUUGUUUGAUACAUUUAACAGACAAAUGAAGCCAAGUCCCAACAUGGAGAAACAGCAGAACUCUGUCAAGAGUUUUACUAAACAGAGUAAUCUCAAAAAACACCAGCGCAUUCACACAGGAGAGAAACUGUAUCACUGCUCAGACUGUGGGAAGAUUUUUACUAAACAAAGUGAUCUCAAAAUACAUCAGCGCAUUCACACAGGAGAGAAACCGUAUCACUGCUCAGACUGUGGGAAGAGUUUUAAUCAAGGCAGUCAUCUCCAACAACACCAGCGCAUUCACACAGGAGAGAAACCGUAUCACUGCUCAGACUGUGGGAAGAGAUUUAUUGAACAGAGUACUCUCAAACGACACCAGCGCAUUCACACAGGAGAGAAACCGUAUUACUGCUCAGACUGUGGAAAGAGUUUUAAUAGACUGGAGACUCUAAAACUGCACCAGAGCAUUCACACAGGAGAGAAACCGUAUUACUGCUCAGACUGUGGGAAAAGUUUUAAUCAACAGAGUACUUUCCAAAUACAUCAGCGCAUUCACACAGGAGAGAAACCGUAUUACUGCUCAGACUGUGGGAGGAAUUUUAAUCAUCAGAGUAAUCUCAAAAAACACUGGCGCAUUCACACAGGAGAGAAACCGCAUCAUUGCUCAGACUGUGGGAAGAGUUUUACUACACCGAGUAAACUCAAAAAUCACCAGCGCAUUCACACAGGGGAGAAACCAUAUUACUGCUCAGACUGUGGGAAGAGUUUUAAUCAACAGAAUCAUUUCAAAACACACCAGCGCAUUCACACAGGGGAGAAACCGUAUCACUGCUCAGACUGUGGGAAGAGUUUUACUACACAGAGUGAUCUCAAACGACACCAGCGAAUUCACACAGGAGAGAAAACUAUCCCACAUUUGUCCCACAGCAAUUAAAAGUGCAAAUCGUAAAUCUUUCAGACAGAACACCUUAUCCUACACAAAUGUUUCACUCUGUUACUUGGGACACGUUCCACCAAAAACAAACAUGAACUAAAUUUAAUCAUGGAUUUUACAGGUUCAGCAAAAUGAAUCUUAACCAGGGAUGAUGUUUAUUGAAUUCCAUGUUGUGUUUUCUCGUAUGUUUAAUAUUCCAGGACAUUCUUUGUGAGACAGAGUUCAGUUCUGAAGAAGGAGAGGUAUUUUGGGUUUGAGCGAUGGACACUGAGAGCUCCCAAAAGUGAGACCCAGAGCCACAGAGAGACGACACUGUGCCGGGUACUGCCGUGUGGACCGGAGGAGCAUCCAGACCCUGCAGAGAGGCCAACAAAAUCCUUUCCAGAGGUUAAAUAAAAUGGUCAGCUGUAGUUCCCAAACUGAAAUCAACCUCCUCCAGGCUUGUGUAGCGCUGUAAGGUUGCAGGCUCAUUCACUCCCUCUGAUGGUGUUCUCGUUUGUCUAUGGUUCAGUCGUUCUGAUUAAAAAUCUGUUACCAUAGAGAGAUAUAGAUGGAUAUUUGGUCGUUGUAUUACUCAAGUUUUAUACUCACUUAUCUUUUUCUUAUUGAAUAUUAUAUGUUGCUGAAGUUUUUUAAAUCUACAAAUUUACUAAGAAUAUCCAAAUCAUGUGGUUUUUAAUUGUUUUUAUCCACUGCAAACUAUUAUCUUUGUAUGGCUUAACCUCUAUAUUUACUCAUCUGUUUGUUUUAAUAAACGGCUUUUAGAUUGCAGAUCUGCAAUCUUAUUGUGUUUUCUCAACAUAUGUUUGACAUGAAACCUAUUGGCCUGAGAUUGUCUUAUGUUAUUAUUUGUUGAAUGCUCAAAGGUGCCCAACGAAGAAAUCCAGUGUGAAAUGUAUUUGUGUUGAAUUGAAACAUAGUCAAUUUCAGAUUGAAAUUCAGAGAGAAAUAUUUUUUAAAUGGUUCAGGCUUAAAAGGGUUAAAUAUACAUUUACUUCCAAAGGUAGAGUAGCAUGUGUUUAACUUGUAUUCUGUAAAGUUUUUUUUAUUGUGAAUGCUUGUGGGUUGUGUCAUUCACCAACUACACUUAAUUACCAAAUUCUACAUUUGAGAUAUUGACCAUUUUUAUUAGUAGCUAGCCUUGCUAAAUAUCCAAACACAGCAUUUGCAAUUUUACUGACCAAAUGAAUGAAAAGAUGGCGGUGAAAAAAAGAUGAAUGAAAAGAUGGCGGUGCGCAGUAGUGCAACGGCCUCUCACGCUCCUAGCGAACACCCUAUUUUGAGCUGUUUUUAUGCCGGUUCUGAACCCAACUUCACGUGCCCCACGCGUGUGAGUUGUAGCAGAACUGAACUUUUGAGGAUUAAGGACAGUUUGUUCAGUAAAACAGCAACUAUGGACAAUAAUACCUGAGCUUCACUGGGCAGACUACAGCUCCUCCGCUUCUCUCUGACCACAUCUCUAUCAUGCUGGUCCCCACAUACCAUGCCCCACUGCGACACUCCAAACCCACACAGAAGACCAUUACUGUGUGGCCCAGUGACGGAGACGCUGUGCUGCAGGACUGCUUCGACUGCACCUCCUCUCUGAAUGUCUGACUCGUCGUUCUUGCUGAUGAGGCCAACAACAGUUGUGUCAUCAGCGAACUUGACGAUGUGGUAUGAGCUGUACUUUGCAGUACAGUCACGAGUCAGCAGAGUGAACAGCAGUGGACUGAGCACACAGCCCUGGGGGCGCAGGUGCUCAGUAUGGUGGUGCUGGAGGUGUUGUUUCCAAUCCUGACUGAUUGUGGUUUCUCAGUCAGAAAGUCCAAAACCCAUUUACAGAGGGAGGAGCUCAGGCCCAGCAAGCUCAGUUUUCCGAUCAGGUGCUGAGGGAUGAUGGUGUUGAAUGCUGAUCUGAAGUCAAUGAACAGCAUUCGAACAUAGCAGUCUUUGUUGUCCAGGUGGGUGAGAGCCAGGUGGAGCGGAGUAGACAUGGCAUCAUCUGUUGAUCUGUUCGGACGAUGCGCAAACUGCAGAGGGUCCAGUGAGGAGGUCAUUGAAACUGGACAACAAGCUGUUAACUGGAGUCUCCAGACACUAGCUUCACGUAAUCUUGGAGUAAAGUGUGAAAAUCUGGAAUCAGUUUUUAAACCUGGAAAUCUCCCACCUGAAAGAGCUGGACCUCAGUAACAAUGACCUGCAGGACUCAGGAGUGGGACUGCUCUCUGCUGGACUGAAGAGUUCACAGUGUAAACUGCAGAUUCUCAGGGUUCAGGUUUCUUCCACACACCUGCACUGAGUGUGUCUGAGGACUGAGGUCAAGCUGGACAUGGAGACCAUUUACCCACCAACAGAGGUCACUGCCCUGUGAGCUCUAUCUGAACCGUUGUCUCUGGAGAGGACAUUUCUCUGAGGGAUGUCACCAUUGAAGAUGUGGGGUCUCUGUGGUCAUUUCUCCCUGGAUGGAGGCAGACACUCUUCCACCAAAGAACCUCCUGAAAAAGUUUGCAGGAGCUUCCUGUGAACAGGAGCCCACUGCUACUGCAAUUCUCAAAAAAGAAGAGGGAUCCUUGCUGGACAUUUAUAAGAAUUAACAAAGCCGCGUCUUUGUUUCUCCUGUGAUGGUUAACAGUUGUUCAGUGUUCAGGUUAUGUAACCAUUGCAGGAGAUGCCACUGUGUUGUAAAAAAAAUUAAAACAAUGGUUAUUCAAGGGUUCUUUAAAUAAAACGUGUGUAUAUAUAUAUAUAUAUAUAUAUAUAUAUAUAUAUAUAUAUAUAUAUAUAUAUAUAUAUAUAUAUAUAUAUAUAUGGGCAGAAAGGGCAGGAAACAUGCUGGACAGGACCUCAACCCAUAACAGGCUCACUCUUUUAUUAUUGGUUCAUUUUUUGAAUAUUUUUUUUAUUUAAAGCUUUGCUAUGAGAUGCCAGUUAAUCCAUGUUUACUGUUCACAUUGAAAACAAUAAAGAAUGUUUGCUUGGUUCCUCCGUCUUUUCAUCAUUACCAUCACCAGUAUUAUAGAAUGAAUAUUGUACCACUUUACUUUAAGGUCCACAAACAUCAUGAACUCAUGAAGAAUUGAUACUUAAUUAACGCUGAAUAUUUUUGUUAUAUGAGGUGUUGGCGGAUCCUUUGGUUUUUAC